Messenger RNA from Symbiodinium natans, 486 nucleotides. NCBI's taxonomy places the organism in Eukaryota, Dinophyceae, Suessiales, Symbiodiniaceae. The record is from the annotation of a GenBank genome assembly.
AUGAUGGUCUCCGAAGAGGAGCAAGUGGCAGCGGCACGGGAGCCCAAGCCGAAGGGAAGAUACAACAUUGACCACCGAGCUUUGCUUUUCGGGUCGCGGUUCGGCCGCAGUGAUGCCGUGAAUGCGAAGGGCCAGGCUGCGGCUGUUGCCUAUGCAGCUGCCGAGCAGGAGGAGCUCCAGUUGCACAACGAGGAGCUGGCCGAAAGGCUCUCCAGCAAAGUGGAUGAGCUGAGAGACAUCAGCUUGAGCAUUGCCGAGGAGACCAAGGACUCCGUGAGGCAAGCUGACGACAUGAACAGGCAGUUCGACCGCGCUGGAGGUUGGCUGACGCAAGCCAACGCCAAGCUGCAGGUGAUUGCAAAGAACCCUGGAAGUCGCCACAUGUGCACGAUGGUGCUGUUCUCGCUGGCCCUUGUCCUGCUGCUCUACAUCCUCGGCGCGGCCGGGACCAAAGGCUCGGUCUUUCUGGCGCCAAAGAGUCCUUAA